AGCCUCUCUCUAACAGGAGAUUCCUCUGGAGAAGACUAAGACUGGGGUUUGCCAAGGCUGCAACGUCGUCACCAGAUUCGGUUGGACCGAGAUUUGCUUCUCACAUCUGCAGCAUCAGUUUAUAUUUCCAGCUAGAAGCACCGUGUAGCAAUCAUGUCUGUGGCGGGACUGAAAAAGCAAUUUCACAAAGCUACUCAGAGAGUGAGUGAGAAGGUUGGAGGAGCUGAAGGAACGAAGCUCGAUGAGGACUUCACUGAAAUGGAAAAGAAGGUGGACGUCACUGCUCGAGCAGUGUUGGACAUCAUGACGAAGACCACAGAGUAUCUGCAGCCAAACCCAGCCACCAGAGCCAAGAUGAGCAUGAUGAACUCCAUGUCACGUAUGCGGGGCCAGGAAAAGGGACCAGGCUACACGCAGACAGAGGCUAUUCUGGGGGAGUCUAUGCAGAGGUUCGGCAGGGAGCUCGGAGAGGAGUCUAACUUUGGUCUUGCUCUGAUUGAUGCUGGAGAAGCCAUGCGUGAGCUGGGUGAGGUCAAGGAUGCUCUUGACAUGGAAGUGAAGCAGAACUUCAUUGAUCCGAUGCAGAACCUCCAUGAAAAAGAUCUUAAGGAGAUUCAGCAUCACCUGAAGAAAAUGGAGGGUCGCCGUCUGGACUUUGAUUAUAAGAAGAAGCGUCAGGGCAAAGUGACAGAAGAUGAGAUCAAACAAGCACUUGAGAAGUUUGAUGACUCCAAAGAGAUUGCUGAGCAAAGCAUGUUCAACCUGUUGGAGAGUGAUAUUGAGCAGGUGAGUCAGCUGGCUGCAUUGGUCCAUGCUCAGGUGGAGUAUCACACCCGGGCUGCUGAGAUCCUCACACAGCUUUCCAGUAAGAUCGAUGAACGGAUAAGGGACACCUCUAACAAACCGAGAAAAGAAUAUGUCCCAAAACCACGAACAUCCCUGGACUUCUCUAUCAGUGAGAACCACAAUGGAGGCAUCCAUGGUGCUCGCUCUCCAGGUGCGAGGUCUCCAGCAAGGUCUCCAGCAAGAUCUCCAGCCAGGUCUCCAGCCCCCUUGGAUCAACCCUGCUGCCGCGCACUGUAUGAUUUUGACCCCGAGAAUGAAGGUGAGCUAGGCUUCAAAGAAGGCGAUAUCAUCACCCUUACCAAUAAGAUCGAUGACAACUGGUACGAGGGGAUGCUGCACGGCAACUCAGGCUUUUUCCCCAUCAACUACGUGGAUAUUCUGGUGCCGUUGCCCCACUAAGAAGACAAGACCACCAGCUGUGUCUGCAACUAAUCCUGGCCCUCCAGUUCCAGUAUUCCCAAUAACCUUUUCCUAAACAUCCCUACUAACCACCUUCACUCCUCUUCAAAGGAGUCAAAACAACAACACACACACAAAAAAAGAUGUGAACAAGACUGAUGAUGAUUUAGAGUGAUUAUGCACCAAAUGAUGAUGAAACUUUAUGAAAAUGAGUCAAAUUCUGCAUCAGUAUAAUUGCUUCCCCUCAUCCCUAGGAGGUACCUUCAGGCUCCCGUAGUCAUGUUAUCCAUUCCUGUCCUGCUUUUGUCUUGGUUUAAGUUGGCUGUCAGUCCGCCAUGAGUUUAUCAGAGCAGCAAAUUCACACUUUCUCUCAUUCUUUGUAUUUUUUGGAAAUGUCUGCAGUAGGUAGCUUUUCUCUCACAAACUAAAGAUAAAACACAAUAGUCCAAGUGUUUGCUAGAAACAGUGGAUCACACAUGUAUUCAGGCACUCGAAAUAUUUUUCUUAUAAAAAUAAAACUAAAAAAAGUUGAACUAAGUAUUUUGUUUUAAAUAUUCCUCUUUUUAGCAAAAGUCAUUUCUUGACAUGUUUGAGCAAUUUCCUAUGAAACCACAUGCCCUGUCCUGUCCUUAAGAUCAGUCCAGAUCACUGCUGAUGGACAGUGACAACCAGUAUUAACACUAGCAUGAUUUUUUUGUUUUUUUUUCCACACAUCAACACUUGUAAGAUAUUGAAUAUAAGAUUUGCAAACCAAAGUCACAUCUGUGUCAAAAAAUCUCCUUGAUGAUGGAUGAAGCUUGCUUUCUUUGGCACUUUGGUAGAGGGGCAUGAAACUGUAAUCUACUAUGUGACAUUACAUAUCUGAGCCAAUAAAGUGAUGACAUGAUGUGCAAAACUACAAGUUGUGAGGUUUAAACUGUUAAAAGUGAUGUAAAACAAUUAUGGUGCAUAAGUUUUAGUCCUCUGAUAUAUACUUUAUAAGAAAAUAAGAUAUGGGUGAUGUAUUUUCACACAGUAAGUUAAAGGACUGCUCAGAGGGGCAGCCGGUUCUUCUGCAGCUGCAGAUGUAGCUCUGUGUGCUGCAUCUCUACUGGACCUGUUUAUAUUCUGUAGUUUAGCUCUAGUGGAUACUUGAUGUGAAUAUUUUCAGGAGGACAAAGAAGUGCACAAAUGGCAGAGUGUAUUGAGAACUAAGUCAUUUUUGUCUUGGAUAAUUUUUCUAUCAUUUGAAUCGAUGCAACUUACACUAUAAUCCUUUUUCUUUAAGAUAAUAGACAAACAGCUCAUUUCCCCUUUUUAUGUCAUGUGAGUACUCAAAAUAAACUGUCGUGUGGGAAUGUUUUUCAAUCUUAUCGAACAUCUAAACUUAAAUCUACCCUGACAGUUUGGUGGUGCAGUGCACACAUAAUCCCUGAGGUUUAUUUCUCUGCAGUCAUCAGUGCUAUUAACUGUGCAGCAGAGGCAAUACUGUUUGUUUUCACAUGUUGUAAAAUUGUGCAUGUAUUUUGGAGGAAGGGAUGCAUAUUUGGGUUUGCAUUCUUGUCAUGCUAUGCACGGAAACGGGGUUACAGAAGACCUCUGCAGCUGAGGUAUUUGAGAUGUACCGUCUCUGACAGCGUUCAGUAUUAAGGAAAACAUUAAAGGACCAGUACAUUACAGCAUACAGCAGAGCUACAAUAAGAGAUGCAAAAUCCACUGAUUAUACAUUAAGUGUUACAUUUUUUUACCUUUUUUUUAAAAGGGGAGCACAAUUUUAAUUGAUGAACCACUUUGCUGGCUGGAGAAUAGUGAUACAGUUUGACAAGGUCAUUUAUUUUUUUAUUUUUUAAGGCAAAAUUAAUCAUUCCUUCUUUCUCUUUCACCUUUUUUUUUAAAUUGUGUGUAUCUUUGCCCUCAAUGAGGACUGUACAGCUUUUUGUGUUUUGUUUUCACCUUGUGUGUAUAGUCGCGCAUCUACAGUAACGUAUAUUAUUUUUGUAACUGUGACAAAAAGUAUUCACAUACAGUAUAGGUGUAUAUAUACAGUAUCUUACCCAGAAGUGGUGUUACAGGAGGGAUUCUCUGUGCUGCACAUGAUUGUCUUUGGAAUGUUUUUGUGUUUUUGUUUCGUUUCUGUUGUAUUUUAUUCUCGCACUGGAUUCUACAACUGUACGCUUGAUGUAAAGGGAAAAACAAUGUGAUAAGUCAAUGUAAUUUAUUCAAAUAAAUACUAAGAAACUGUUA
Messenger RNA from Melanotaenia boesemani (Boeseman's rainbowfish), 3468 nucleotides. It is a transcript of the gene sh3gl2a, whose product is annotated as SH3 domain containing GRB2 like 2a, endophilin A1. Gene Ontology annotation, molecular function: protein binding. The record is from RefSeq and is a predicted model, not a curated record. Gene Ontology annotation, biological process: synaptic vesicle uncoating. NCBI's taxonomy places the organism in Eukaryota, Metazoa, Chordata, Actinopteri, Atheriniformes, Melanotaeniidae. The transcript is spliced from 13 exons. Bases 154 to 1245 code for a protein of 363 amino acids. Gene Ontology annotation, cellular component: cytoplasm; glutamatergic synapse; presynapse.